AGGGGGACAGGAGGAGGAGGAAGGAGAAUGCUUCUUACUGGGGGGUUUUGGCGCCACUUUUGUUUUAGAUAGUGUUCCUCUGCCCCCUCCUCCUCGGCACGCACUGAACUGAGCUGAACCCUGCCCAGAAGUCUGCUACAAAGGAAGAAAAAAAAGUAAGCUUACACUUCAGACUGCUUUUUGGAUAUCUUUCUAAUACAGUGGUGUUCCAGAAGAUGAUAAAGAAAUGAUAGCAGCUCCAGAAAUACCAACUGAUUUUACUCUCCUUCAGGAGUCUGAAACACACUUCUCUUCUGAUACAGACUUUGAGGAUAUUGAAGGAAAAAACCAAAAACAAGGCAAAGGCAAAACCUGUAAAAAAGGAAAAAAAGGACCAGCAGAGAAGGGUAAAAGUGGUAACGGAGGAGGGAAACCUGGUGGUCCGAAUCGGAUGAAUGGACAUCACCAACAGAAUGGUGUGGAAAACAUGAUGCUCUUUGAAGUAGUUAAAAUGGGCAAGAGUGCUAUGCAGUCUGUAGUGGAUGACUGGAUAGAGUCAUACAAACAUGACCGAGAUAUAGCACUUCUUGAUCUCAUUAACUUCUUUAUUCAGUGUUCAGGCUGCAAAGGAGUUGUUACAGCAGAGAUGUUCCGACAUAUGCAGAAUUCUGAAAUAAUCCGAAAAAUGACUGAAGAAUUUGAUGAGGAUAGUGGAGAUUAUCCACUAACUAUGGCUGGCCCCCAGUGGAAAAAGUUCAAAUCCAGUUUUUGUGAGUUCAUUGGAGUACUCGUCCGACAAUGUCAAUAUAGCAUCAUAUAUGAUGAAUAUAUGAUGGAUACUGUCAUUUCACUGCUUACGGGGCUGUCAGACUCACAAGUCAGAGCGUUUCGGCACACUAGCACACUGGCAGCCAUGAAACUGAUGACUGCUUUAGUGAAUGUGGCAUUAAAUCUAAGUAUUAACAUGGACAACACACAGCGGCAGUAUGAAGCAGAACGAAAUAAAAUAAUUGGGAAACGAGCUAAUGAUAGGCUGGAACUCUUACUACAGAAGAGAAAGGAGCUUCAAGAAAAUCAGGAUGAAAUAGAAAACAUGAUGAAUGCAAUAUUUAAAGGUGUUUUUGUGCAUAGAUACCGAGAUGCAAUUGCUGAAAUAAGAGCCAUCUGCAUUGAGGAGAUUGGAAUAUGGAUGAAAAUGUACAGUGACGCCUUUCUCAAUGACAGCUACUUAAAAUAUGUGGGGUGGACUAUGCAUGACAAGCAAGGAGAAGUAAGACUUAAAUGCCUAACUGCUUUGCAAGGGCUUUACUAUAAUAAGGAGCUUAAUUCCAAAUUGGAACUCUUCACCAGUCGGUUCAAGGAUAGAAUUGUGUCUAUGACUCUUGACAAAGAAUAUGAUGUUGCAGUCCAAGCAAUAAAAUUACUCACUCUUGUUUUACAGAGUAGUGAAGAAGUUCUGACUGCAGAAGACUGUGAAAAUGUCUACCACCUGGUUUAUUCAGCUCAUCGGCCAGUAGCAGUUGCUGCAGGGGAAUUUCUUUAUAAAAAGCUUUUCAGCCGCAGAGAUGCUGAAGAUGAUGGAAUGCUGAAAAGGAGAGGAAGACAAAGUCCAAAUGCUAAUCUUGUGAAGACAUUAGUGUUUUUCUUUCUGGAAAGUGAAUUGCACGAACAUGCUGCUUAUCUUGUGGACAGCAUGUGGGACUGUGCAACAGACCUCUUGAAGGACUGGGAAUGUAUGAACAGUCUUCUGCUGGAGGAGCCUCUCAAUGGAGAAGAACCUUUAACAGACAGACAGGAAAGUGCACUGAUUGAAAUAAUGCUUUGUACAAUUCGGCAAGCGGCUGAAUGUCAUCCUCCUGUGGGAAGAGGAACGGGGAAAAGGGUGCUGACAGCAAAGGAAAAGAAAACCCAGUUGGAUGACAGGACAAAAAUUACUGAGCUUUUUGCGGUGGCACUUCCUCAGUUGCUAGCAAAGUAUUCUGUAGAUGCAGAAAAAGUCACCAACUUACUGCAGUUGCCACAGUACUUUGAUUUGGAAAUUUAUACAACAGGGCGAUUAGAAAAGCAUUUGGAUGCCUUACUGCGACAAAUCCGGGAUAUUGUGGAGAAGCACACAGAUACAGAUGUUUUGGAAGCCUGUUCAAAAACCUACCAUGCUCUCUGUAAUGAAGAAUUCACAAUCUUUAACAGGGUUGACAUUGCAAGAAGUCAGUUAAUAGAUGAAUUGUCAGACAAGUUUAAUCGACUUCUUGAGGACUUCCUGCAAGAGGGGGAGGAACCUGAUGAAGAUGAUGCAUAUCAAGUCUUGUCAACACUGAAGAGAAUCACUGCUUUUCACAAUGCUCAUGACCUAUCAAGAUGGGACUUGUUUGGCUGCAACUACAAGCUAUUAAAAACUGGCAUUGAAAAUGGAGACAUGCCAGAACAGAUUGUUAUUCAUGCACUGCAGUGUACUCAUUAUGUAAUCCUUUGGCAGCUAGCAAAAGUUACUGAAAGCAGUUCCACAAAGGAGGAUCUUCUACGUCUAAAGAAGCAGAUGAGAGUGUUCUGUCAGAUCUGUCAACACUACCUGACCAAUGUAAAUACUGCUGUUAAGGAACAGGCUUUCACAAUUUUGUGUGAUGUGUUGAUGAUCUUCAGCCAUCAGAUUAUGACAGGAGGACGUGACAUGUUGGAGCCACUUGUUUACACUCCUGAUUCUUCUUUGCAAUCUGAACUACUCAGUUUUAUUUUAGAUCAUGUCUUCAUUGAUCAGGAUGAUGAUAAUAAUAGUGCCGAUGGACAGCAGGAUGAUGAAGCCAGCAAAAUUGAAGCAUUGCACAAAAGAAGAAACCUACUUGCAGCUUUCUGUAAGCUCAUUGUAUAUACUGUGGUGGAAAUGAACACAGCUGCAGAUAUUUUCAAGCAAUAUAUGAAGUAUUACAAUGACUAUGGUGAUAUUAUUAAAGAAACAAUGAGUAAAACAAGACAGAUAGACAAAAUCCAGUGUGCUAAAACACUUAUUCUUAGUUUGCAGCAGCUCUUCAAUGAAAUGAUUCAAGAAAAUGGUUAUAAUUUUGACAGAUCAUCACCGACAUUUAGUGGCAUAAAGGAGCUUGCUCGACGUUUUGCUUUAACAUUUGGAUUGGAUCAGUUGAAAACAAGAGAAGCUAUUGCUAUGUUACACAAGGAUGGUAUAGAAUUUGCUUUUAAGGAGCCUAAUCCACAAGGUGAGAGCCACCCACCAUUAAAUUUGGCAUUUCUUGAUAUUCUCAGUGAGUUCUCCUCGAAACUUCUCAGACAAGACAAAAGAACAGUAUAUGUUUACUUGGAGAAGUUCAUGACUUUUCAGAUGUCUCUGCGAAGAGAAGAUGUGUGGCUUCCUCUCAUGUCCUACCGAAACUCUUUAUUAGCUGGUGGGGAUGAUGAUACCAUGUCAGUGAUUAGUGGAAUCAGUAGUCGAGGCUCUACAGUAAGAAAUAAGAAGACAAAGCCAGCAACAGGCAAGCGGAAAGUACCUGAAGCUGAAGAAAGCAGCAGUAGUGACAGUAUGUGGCUGAACAGGGAGCAGUCAAUGCACACACCAGUCAUGAUGCAGACACCUCAGCUCACUUCCACGAUAAUGAGGGAACCCAAGAGAUUGCGACCUGAUGAGAACUACAUGGGUGUCUAUCCUAUGCAGCCUGAGCAUCACCAACCACCGCUUGACUACAACACGCAAGUAACGUGGAUGUUGGCUCAAAGGCAACAGGAAGAAGCCGCGCGACAACAACAGGAGAGGGCAGCGAUGAACUACGUCAAGCUGAGAAGCAACUUGCAACACGCCAUUCGACGUGGCACAAGUCUAAUGGAAGAUGAUGAAGAGCCAAUUGUUGAAGAUGUGAUGAUGUCAUCAGAAGGGCGGAUUGAAGAUCUUAAUGAAGGCAUGGAUUUUGACACCAUGGACAUAGACCUACCACCGUCAAAGAACAGGAGAGAAAGAACGGAACUGAAACCAGAUUUCUUUGACCCCGCUUCAAUCAUGGAUGAAUCGGUUCUUGGGGUGUCAAUGUUUUAAUACCAGAGCAGCAAAUAAAUCAGUGGUGAAGUCAUUUUCUAAGUGGAAGAGGAAGUUUUUCAAUACAAAAUUGUGGUAGAUACAGUGAAAUUCUGAACAGAUUUUUCUCUAAGGAGAAUGACAUGCUUUCAAGAUCAAGUGCAUUGAAGGGGCAGUUUUGCUUGCCUGAAAGAAAAAAAGAAAUGUAAAGGACAAGUAAACAAUUUGAGGAUAAGUUACACUUUUUGUUGGGAAAAAAAAAAAUCAAUAUUUUAUUUAUGUGCUAUCAGUUUAUUUCUGGAUCAUAAGAAGUAUUCCCUCUGAGUUUUAAUCUUAACAGUCAGAGAGGUGUUUGGUACAGAUUUGAGCUCCUCUCUCUGUACAUUUACUGGCUAUACUAAAUAAUCACAAACUCUGCUGGAUUGCUGUUCAUGUCCAUGAACUGUAAUAGUAGGUGGAUUGGUUUUCUCACAGUGACAGAAUGAACCAGAAGAGUUGUCAGUAUUUUCAAUUAAAUUCAAACUUAAGCAACAGAAGGUUUGUAUUAAUUAAUCAUGGAAAAAAAUACAUAAAGCAGAAUUUUAAUAGCUUUUUAAUCUAAAACACAUUUUUUAUUCCAAAAGCUUCAUGUUAGCCUUCUCAGAAAGGUCCAUAAGCUAUAAGCUACCAGAACGUAACAGAUUUCACUCUUGCUUGCCCAUUACCAACCCUGAAAGUUUGCUUGUCCUUUAAGAAAAAUGUAAUGUUGUGAAAUUCCUUCCAGUAGUGCCACUGUAUUUUGUCUCCAAAUAAAAGAAGCUUAUUGUAGUAUGUUUGCAGAAAAAUUCUAAACAAAAAUUAUACAGCUUAUUAGAGUGUGGGAAUAGGGAUCUAAAUUUUAAAUAAAAUUAUAUAUAUAUAUAAAUUGGUGCUGAUUUUAUAAUUGCGCAGUUUGUUUAGUUUUUUCUUACUUUUAAAUUCCAACUUAAAAUUAUGAGGUUUCAGAAAUAUAUUGAAAGUUUAACAAUGUUUAAAAAUAGAAGAGCAUGAGAAUUCAUGCUUUAAAAAUGAUUUUUAAAUUUGUAUUUUAUAUUGUUUUAUCUAUCUGUCUUUGCAAGCAGUCUUCAGGUUAAAGAUACUUCUAACAGGUUACAGUACAUUUCCUCUAUAUGUAAAUUAGAUUGGAUAAUAGAAACUCAUAAACAGCCCAUAAUAUUCUUUGAAAGCUAAGCUUUAAACUUCAUUUUGUGUCCAUUCACAAAAAAAUUAAAUUUGGUCUAAAACAGAAAGUGGAUCUAUGCCAUUUUGACAUUGACUCAUUUUGCAAGGCUUAGGCAGCUAGACAUCAUUUUAAAGGAAAUAUUAACUUAUAUUACAUAUGUAUAUUUUUUGUCAGUUGUCUCUCAGUUCUUGAGGUAUAUUAUUUUAAUCAUUCCAUGCCUUAAUACGCUUGCAAUACAAGAAUCUCCCCAAAUGGGUGAAUACAAAAGGCUUCCUGUUUUUAGACUCAGAAAUCAAACAUUCGGCUGUGGUAGCCAAAAACCAUAGAUUAUCUAAAGGAUCAUGAUAAAGUAUAAUUAUUUUACUAGGUCAUGGGGUAACAACAAAAUCAAAACUAGAUCUGCCUAACUCAUUUUACAUAAAUAAAUACUCUCAUGUCUAAAAGUACUGCCUAUAUUGUUUUCCACACCACUGCAUUUAAUAGAACUGCUGAGAGGACUGUAUAUAUGAUUUUAAACUUAAGUUGAUUUUUCUUACUCUUGAAGGAGUGUUUCUUUGUGAAAGCAGUUCUUACAGCUUUGUUUUCAACCAGCUAAAAAUGUUUUAUAUAUUUACCUUAACCUGUUGUCCUCCACAUUCUAUUGUCCUAAUUGUACUGUUUUCUGAUUUGUAUUUAUGUCUUGAGACAGUAACUUUUUGAAUAAAAAUAAACCUACA
This is a messenger RNA of Pseudopodoces humilis (Tibetan ground-tit), 5911 nucleotides long. It is a transcript of the gene STAG2, whose product is annotated as STAG2 cohesin complex component. The record is from RefSeq and is a predicted model, not a curated record. Gene Ontology annotation, biological process: sister chromatid cohesion. Gene Ontology annotation, molecular function: chromatin binding. Gene Ontology annotation, cellular component: chromatin; cohesin complex; nucleus. Lineage: Eukaryota; Metazoa; Chordata; Aves; Passeriformes; Paridae.